Molecule: messenger RNA, 1468 nt
Organism: Meloidogyne enterolobii
Lineage: Eukaryota; Metazoa; Nematoda; Chromadorea; Rhabditida; Meloidogynidae
Source: the annotation of a GenBank genome assembly
CUACAAACAACAUUAAAUCGCAAUUCAUUUUAACAUAAAACGAACUGCGCGCAUUUAUAAAUUCAAAACUCCAAUCAUUUAUAAGUACAUUUGAUAAGAAAUUAACUUUGCCUAUCAUUGCUUUUCCGAACACAAUCUGAGAAAUUUUGUGUGUGCAAAAUUUCUUAUCUCCUUGUUUUUCUUACCUAGGCCAUUUUUAUGGUUUUCUUUAUUCUCAUUUGGCUUUGUUUUGUUUUGAGUUUUUCUAAAUAACACCUUAUACUUUGACACAUCUAGUCAUUUUAUUUAUUUAAUUCAUUUUAACGAGCCCAGACCUGGAGAAUUACUUUCAAAAUUUUAUUUUCCUCUUUUUGGGUACAAGGAACAAAGAACACAUAACCUAAGUCCACUACCAAUUCAUAUGUGAAAAAUACUCUUCGUUAUCGAACUACUCAUUCUAUCACCUAGUCAUUUUUUCUUUAUUUUCGUCUAACUGUAAAAUAGAAUGAUACAAAAUAUAUUUAAUAAAUAAAUAUUCUUUUCAGCAUUGACCAUUUUAAGAAUUUAAUUUAAUAUCUAAAAUUUAAUUCGUUCCGUCAUGAUCCGUCAUAUUAUGGCUACUGGAAAUCUUGGUUUUGGUGCUGGUCUUGCUGCAACGCAAGUUGGACUUUGUGUUGGUAUUUCUGCAACUAAUAUUGUGCUUGACUGCAUAAUUGCUGCAAAAGAUGCUGGGAGAGCUGGAACUCGUGCCAUUUACUCGUAUGAGCAAGCAAUUGAGCGAGUGAUUUUUAAUGCGAUUGGGGCUACUAGCGAGUUUGUGCAGCAUCCGACACAAAAGAUGACGGAGCAUGCGAACACAACCCUUGACUUUCUGAACGCCGCCACUGACAAGAUUUUCCGUCUUGAACCUGCUGAUGAGCGUCCGGAUAGUUCACUUGUGGAACGUGUCAAGACUUUGGCUAUGCGUAUUGGUGGGGCUGUUAAGGAAUGCGCCAGCACCUUUAUCUUUGACCCGGUUUAUUAUUCGGUUGCUGUAGUCAUUCAACAGCUGGGAAGGUGUCUCGUUCUGGUUGAUUAUAUGCGUAGUGGCAAGGACUGGACAUACAACAAAAUUAGUAAUGGAACGACUGCGACGGUUGCACUUUGCCGAGCUGUGACGGAUCAAGCUAUUCGUGUCGGGACUACUCCGGGCGCUGUACUUUUGGACAUCAUUCGUCAAAGUUCUAAGCGUCUCGAGGAACUGUUGGGAAAUCUGAACGAAAAGGGAUCUCAGUUGCUCACUUCCGGACUUCAAUAUCGCGUUCAGGAAGUUAUUGCCUGGUGCCAGCGCAUUUGCGAUGCUUUUGCUAAGGCUCGAAGCAUUGAGCAGGUGAAGCUUAAGGUGCUUGAUGAGACGAAGAUUUGCGUCAACGAUAUGAUGACUUACAUUAUGCGUGCAAGUCUUGGUGGAGGUUCACCGGGAAGGCGUGGCAAUAGUGUUGCGGAUUAA